AAAGUAGUUAAUUAGGGAGGAACCGCGAUAUUAACAGCACGGGCUUAAGCACGAGCACGGCAACGUGAAUAAUCAUAACUGUUGAAAAAUGUCGUUUUAUUACGAAAGAAAACUACAUCCUCGAAAUGUUUAACUGCUAACGGGCGAUUUGACAAGAUUAUGUGUUGUUCAAAUGGGCAUGCUACUGAGCCCGAAUUGACACACCAUACCAGCAGCAGAUACUCAGCAACCAAAAUCGUUUGGUUUUAAACAAGUUUCAAGUUUGAUGAUUAACGUUUUCCCCCGCCGUUCGAAAUUUACUCCCGGGCCAGGCCUCGAGGCCAUCCGUCUGCAAAAGAGCCGAUAAGUGCAUCGGGCGUGAAGAAAAUGUGACAGUCGUUCUUCGGAUUUUGUAGGCAAAUAACACUUGUGUGGAAAAACAGCUGCGAGAAUCCACUUGCGCGCGAAGACGGAGGUGAACCCCGUUAUAUCGACCGGAGUGCUUGCCGAGAUUGGAACAAACAAGUGGGGGGAGCCGAGGCUAGCUGUUUCAUCUCCGUUCCUGUGAAGGUCAUUGCGCUAAUGUCUGCCGCUGCUUUCACACUGCCCCGCAAUAAUUAUAGUGAACGUGUUGGAGCCAGUGGCUUGGACAUACCCCUACAGCGCCCUCUCCCGGUCGAAACGGCAUUAUCUUGUGUUGCACAAUCGUGUGUUGCACAAUCGUGUGUUGCACAAUCGUGUAUUGCACAAUUUUGUGUUUCUUUUGGCAUGACAGAAAAGAAUACCAAACGUUCUUCUUUUGUGGUCUCUGUUUUCUACAUUCAAAGCGAGGAAUGAUAUUUAUAGACACAUUUUAAGCUAUCAAAAGCUAAAAUUCUUAUCAUCCCGGCCAAUCUAUGGACGCUGUCACAGUUACGUCGUUAUAUAUUUCUAUGUGUUGCUCCACAUUAUGCUUUCGCCUUCAAUCUUUUAAUGGUAACGACUUCAAUGCCAUCAUAGUAAAAUUGACGUACUUUAUUCAUUUUUUUGCAGAAUCUAGGUCUGUAGCUGAAGGAUCUGAUUUGAAUCAUGGCUGUCCGGCUACAUGGAUUAACAACAGCUCGAGAUACGACUGGCCACGGAAUCCGGCCAUACCACGUACUCUUGGAGAUGUUUGAGAACGUAGGCUCCCCUGAGCGAGACGCAGACGUCGAGGAGGGUUACACGAACUACACGGUGGCAGACAACUUGGAGCAGUAUUCUGAGAGCUCAUCUGAUAUCAGUCUGGGUAGCUUCGUGAACAACAUUAUCGAGGACGGGGCUAAAGAUGACGAGGGAAGCAUGGACUUUCUUAAUCCGCAUAGCAUCCCCGCCCGAGCUGUUUUUAUUACACUGUACACAAUCAUUGCCAUAAUGUCCCUACUGGGCAAUUCACUCGUUUGCCUCGUUGUUGUGCGCAACAAACGCAUGCGCAGUGUGACAAACUUUUUCCUGGCCAAUCAGGCGCUCUCAGAUAUGCUUAUGACUAUCCUGAACAUCCCGUUCAUUGCAUACAACCAGCUUGCCGGAAACUGGCCUUUUGGCUUCCUCAUGUGUCACCUGGCCGACUAUAUGGGCAUGUCGUCUGUCUAUGUGUCAACUUUUAUGCUGACGGCCAUUGCACUGGACCGCCACAGUGUCAUCAUCCAUCCGCUUCGGCCACGAAUCACAAUGAGAACGGCCAUAGCCAUAGCCGUGUUGAUUUGGGUGUUGGCAAUGUCACUGUCCAUCCCAUUUGCAAUCUACCGUGAACUCCAGGAGCGCCCGUCGAACAAAGAUCAUGUUCUGUGUUUAGCCAACUACCCUGGCGAGGACCACAACUUUACCAAGUACUUCACGCUGGCCACGUUCAUUUAUCAAUGUGUGGUUCCACUUGCCUUGACCUCGGGAGCCUACCUCCAUAUUGGCAUGAAGCUAUGGGCUCAGGCCUCCAUUGGUGAUGUGAUUGCCCAACAGCGAGCUGCCAACAACCAGACGAAGCACCGCACCACACGAAUGCUUGUGCUGGUUGUGGCUGUGUUUGCCUUGUGCUGGUGUCCGAUCAACGUCUACUUGUUAGUGAGCAACUUCUGGCCCGACAAGAAGAGCUCCAUUCUCUACUUGUCACUCCACUGGUUCGCCAUGUGCAGCGUCUGCAUCAACCCGGUCGCCUUUGCCUUCCUCAACAAGAACUUUCGCAGCAAUCUGAAGGCCUCGUUCCACUGCUGGUUCAAGAACGCCAGCCUGAAGAGUCGCCACAGCAAGAGCUUCGGCCGUACAACGGACCUCAACGAAAACUCACACACGGCAGAUAGACCCACUAAUGGUCAGACUCGCUAUGAGUAUGUGACGACACGCACCGGAGGCUCCGCUGGUACAAGUUGCAACGGUUCGCCGGGUGCCACAUGCGAAACGUACCAAUUGGAAGUGAAGCUCUCAUGUCCGGACGAGUUGGCGGACGAAAUCGUAGAGAACAAAGUCUGAAGAGGUUGCUAGGGCUAGGGGCCACUCCACCUGCCUUGGAGAAUGACAGGUGCAGGCAAGUCG
Patiria miniata (bat star) is the source of this 2523-nucleotide messenger RNA. Its product is annotated as probable G-protein coupled receptor 83. Gene Ontology annotation, biological process: G protein-coupled receptor signaling pathway. Gene Ontology annotation, molecular function: neuropeptide binding; neuropeptide Y receptor activity. Bases 1048 to 2460 code for a protein of 470 amino acids. The record is from RefSeq and is a predicted model, not a curated record. Lineage: Eukaryota; Metazoa; Echinodermata; Asteroidea; Valvatida; Asterinidae. The transcript has a single exon. Gene Ontology annotation, cellular component: plasma membrane; neuron projection.